Molecule: messenger RNA, 2697 nt
Organism: Artibeus jamaicensis (Jamaican fruit-eating bat)
Lineage: Eukaryota; Metazoa; Chordata; Mammalia; Chiroptera; Phyllostomidae
Gene: SRSF2
Product: serine and arginine rich splicing factor 2
Exons: 3
Coding region: 224-889 (221 amino acids)
Molecular function (GO): RNA binding
Source: RefSeq, a predicted model, not a curated record
GGGUUGGCCGCUUGCCCAGUUGCUUCUGUGCUGCGGUAGUAGGCCGCUCUCGUCGUUUGUUGGACUUUAAGAAACGUUUCCACGAGGAAGCCAACUGCCAGGGGCGAGGCGCGGCGUCGAGCCCAGCUAGUGUGGGGAAACGGCCGCCGCCUCGGCCGAACGCGCUCAGGGCGUUAGUUUUUUUAGGCACGCAGUUUGAGGGCCCGGCCGACUCGCUCGAGCCAUGAGUUACGGCCGUCCGCCUCCCGAUGUGGAGGGCAUGACCUCCCUCAAGGUGGACAACCUGACCUACCGCACCUCGCCCGACACUCUGAGGCGCGUCUUCGAGAAGUAUGGGCGCGUCGGGGACGUGUAUAUCCCGCGGGACCGCUACACCAAGGAGUCCCGCGGCUUCGCCUUCGUCCGCUUCCACGACAAGCGCGACGCUGAGGACGCCAUGGAUGCCAUGGACGGGGCCGUCCUGGAUGGCCGCGAGCUGCGGGUGCAGAUGGCGCGCUACGGCCGUCCCCCAGACUCGCACCACAGCCGCCGCGGACCGCCACCCCGCAGGUACGGGGGUGGCGGCUACGGACGUCGGAGCCGCAGCCCGAGGCGGCGUCGCCGCAGCCGAUCCCGGAGUCGGAGCCGGUCCAGGUCCCGGAGUCGAUCUCGCUACAGCCGCUCCAAGUCUCGGUCUCGCACUCGCUCAAGAUCGCGGUCAACCUCCAAAUCCAGGUCGGCGCGAAGAUCCAAGUCCAAGUCCUCCUCGGUUUCCAGAUCUCGCUCGCGGUCCAGAUCCAGGUCUAGGUCCAGGAGUCCUCCACCCGUGUCCAAGAGGGAGUCCAAGUCCAGGUCGCGCUCCAAGAGUCCCCCCAAGUCUCCGGAGGAGGAAGGAGCGGUGUCCUCUUAAGCAAACGCUGCGGUCUCCUGUUUGAUAAAAGAAUAUUGGCCAGUAUUGCAGAUUUUAACUGAUUUGGCUGAUCCUCCAGGGACCAGUUUCUGUGGGCGUGUAUUGGAGCAGGUUUGUCUUUAAAUGUUAAAGAUGCACUAUCCUCUUAGAGAAAACUGUCAGUUCAACUAUUGUUGUACUGACUGGGAUAAACGAUUCUAACGGAUGUGGCAAACGAAUCGCAAAAAAGAAGCAAUGAACUUUGGAACCCAAAAAAAAUUUGCAGGUAUUGCACCGGGUGGGGAAAGGAUAGUGUGUCUUUAACUCAAAUUGUUUGGUCCUAUUUUUUACAAGGAAGGGCCCUGAGUAGCUCAGAUGUUAAAGCAUUGUUCUCAAUUGCCAAAAGUUUUGUUUGAAAACUAAAUUUAUCUUGAAACAUAGACUGGUUUUUCUGAUUUCACGUUGUUUUGUUUGGCUAUUUGGACACAGCCCCCCCCCCCUUUUUUUUCUUUUCUUUUUUUCUUUUUCCCCCCUUAAUAUUUUUCAUCUUGGUUAUUUGGCCAAGAAAGCACAAACUUGUAAAUGCUGAUGGUAGCCUUUGUGAAUAUUUCCUAAUUUGGGCCUUUAAAAAAUUGUGAGAAUGGCCGGGUGGAACCUUUCUGUAACCGCCUUGUUUCACCGGAGCCUUACUUAGUAAGUACCAGCCCGAGGUUGAAGCCCUGUGCACUGCAUGUGCGGCCGUGCUGGGGGGCAAACUGAACUUGCUUCUUUUCAAACCUAGAUGUGGCGACAAGCAACGUGACAGACACCUUGGGGAGAAGGACCACAUGCUCAGUCCAUCACAGAGUCCUUGGAACAAGCAACUGGCUAUUGAAAAAGGUUAUUUUGUAACAUUUUGUCUAACUUUUUACUUGUUUCAAGCUUUGUCUCAGGUGGCAAGCUUCAUUUUAUGUGCCAUUUUGUUGCUGUUAUUCAAAUUUCUUGUAAUUUAGUGAGGUGAACGAACUUCAGAUUUCAUUAUUGGCUUGGAUAUUUGAGGUAAAAUUUCUUUUUUGUUUAUAUAGUGCUGACUUUUUUUGUUUGAAAUUAAACAGAUUGGUAAACCAAAUUUGUGGCCUCCUGACUUUUAAGGAAACAUGCAGCCAUUACGCACAGCCUAAAGCUGUCAAGAGAUUGACUCAGCAUUGCCUUCAUUCCUUAGAAUUAAAAACCUACAAACGGUGUAAAUUUGUUUGUUUAUGUUACUUGCCUACAGAUCUAAAUGGUAAUCUGAACCCAAAUUUGUAUAAAGACUUCAGGUGAAAAGACUUGAUUUUUUUUUUUUUUUUUUUAAGGAUUGUUUACCAAACACAAUUCUAAUCUCUUCUCUUGUGUAUUUUUGUGCACUAGGCGCAGUUGUGUAGCAGUUGAGUAAUGCUGGUUAGCUGUUAAGGUGGCGUGUUGCAGUGCAGAGUGCUUGGCUGUUUCCUGUUUUCUCCCGGUUGCUCCUGUGUAAAGAUGCCUUGUCGUGCAGAAACAAAUGGCUGUCCAGUUUAUUAAAAUGCCUGACAACUGCACUUCCAGUCACCCGGGCCUUGCAUAUAAAUUACGGAGCAUACAGUGAGCACAUCUAGCUGGUGAUAAAUACACCUUUUUUUUCCUACCCCCACUCCACCAAAUGGUAAAAAUGAUCAUCUUCAUGUAUGAACUUAAAAUAUGAAAAAUGUUAAGGAAGCAAAUGGUUUGUAACUUUGUAAGUACUUAAAACAUGGUGUAUCUUUUUUGCUCAUAAAUAUUCUGUACUAUAACCAUUGUUUCUAUAGUUUAAUUAAAACAUUUUCUUGGUGUUA